UUUCUCUCAGAGUAUCGAUUGUGGACAGAUUUACGACUUACGAAUUGCAGUGCGAGGGACGGGUCCUCAGAUCGAGCCCUACCUCGAUCGAAGCUCAUGACGAACAAUGUCGAAUUUUGGUUUAGAACGAUUUUGUUUGAAAGGGAGUCGGGCGGAGAUGCAUCACCAGCUUCAUCAUCGACGCUGAAUGUCGGGCAGUCGGAGGUAUCGAGUUGUCGAGGAAUUUCAGCGCGCCGAAGCGAUUCGAUGGUGGCCCGUGUCUGACGCACUGCGAGCCUCGUCGUCGAUGUCUUUGGGUCCUUCGAAUUGCGACCUCGCGCUUUCGAUUGUCGGCUCCGGACGAGCCCCAGCGAUGGCCAUCGAUCGUCGUGGUGUUCCUGCGCUGGAACAUGGGGCACUGAAUUAGCAGGAGCCGCCUGCAGUCGCAUGGCGAGUAUGGAGCAGGCGAGCCGAAAGCGUUGCGAAGCAGGGGGUGAGGCGAAAGAUUGGGGGACGAUGAUUGCGGAUGUCGUGAUGGCCAAGUACCGAAGUCUGCCGAAGAAGGGCAAGCCUCAGGGCGUCGAAGCCACUGUUUUAGCAGCUUUUGUUCUCACUCCAGGUUUGAAGGUCAUCGCGAUGGGCACUGGAACGAAGUGCAUCGGGCGAUCUAAAAUGAGCUCUGCGGGAGACCUUGUGAAUGAUUCCCACGCCGAAGUGAUUGCUCGGCGAGCCCUUCUCAGGUUUUUCUACUCUCAGUUGGAGGAAAUCUGUAAAAGCACAGUUAAGGUCAAUACAGCGAAAUCUGGAAGUGAUAGUGCAGCUACAGAAGUAAACAAGCUGGACCCAAUCUUUGAAUGUGUACCGGAUAUACAAGGCAACCGACAAUUCCAACUUCGGGAGGGUCUCCAAAUUCAUCUCUAUAUUAGCCAGUGCCCCUGUGGAGAUGCGUGCAUUUUGCCUUUUCCUCAUGAUACCAUGGACGAAGAUUGUGUAGUUCCUGGUGUCAAUGAGGGUUCGUGCCCUCAAGACCCGGAUGGUGGCGCCACGUCUUCUUCUCUGAAAUUCUUGAAGCACACGGGUGCAAAGCUUGCGAAGGUAGAAAUAGGGGCUACAAGAGUAGAUGCCAUAGCUGCAGAGCGUCAGGCAAGGCUUAAUCAUGCAGAUCGAAGUUUUAUACAAAAUGAGCUCGAACAAGGGGAACUAAAACACGAAAAUGCCAUAUUUACGGCUGAUCGCUUGAAUGCUCCUGAGAGGAGCUAUCCGGAUAAGCACUUAGAGGAAAUGGAGACACAAGCGGCUGGGAUGGUGAGGAGGAAACCAGGCAGAGGAGAUGCGACUCUCUCUAUGAGCUGCAGUGAUAAAAUUGCCCGCUGGAAUCUCCUAGGACUACAAGGUGCUCUACUAUCCCAUUUUAUCUCGCAGCCAGUUUACCUAUCGUCCAUAGUAGUCGGUGACAGCGAGCACAAACCCAAGGUUACAGAUAUCAGUGAAACUGUUGGUAUUCGACAAGCGGGACCUGUAAUAAAUCAAGAGGCUAUGAAUCUGACUAAAUGGAGCAGUUUUGAAUCACUACAAAGAGCGCUUUACAAGCGUCUGCUUCCACUAAGAGAUAUACUACCAUCCCCGUUCAAGUUGAAUGAGCCUUUGUUAUGGAGAGCGCCCAAACCCCCGAGGGAGUUGAAUCCUCCUGUUAACGGUUCCACAAUGCCCACAUGCGGGUAUUCUGUCAGUUGGGACGCAUCCAAUGUACACGAAGUAGUCCUCGGGACAACAGGAAGAAAGCAGGGGACUUCUGCCAAAGGGGCUCUUUCCGCAGCCACGCGGUCUUCUCUUUGCAAGAGAGCGUUGGCGGACAGGUUCUUGUCAUUGAUUCCCAGUCUUCCGUGGCUGUCGGGAGCGUCAGAGAUGACUUAUCUUCAAAUUAAGGGUGCAUCGACGCAGUACCAAGCAGCAAGGGCAGUUUGUUUUACGAGCACCUCUUCUCCUCUUCAUGAUUGGCUUGUAAAACCAUCAUCUCUACAGGAAUUUCGGUUAUUGCCGAACUAGUGAGUCUUGAUAUGAGUAUAUUUCGAAGAUAGGAAGAGCAACUGUUGCCAAGUGGAACACGAACAAGAUGCUGCUUGUCCAUGUCUUCUUACAGUCAUCGGGAUUACUACUGGCAGUUCAUGAGAACUGCAGGAGUUGUAGAGAGGAACAUAGAAUUAUGAACAGAGAAGUCGUCAUCAUCAUGAGGCCGAAAGCAGUGAUUUCGUGUUUCUGUUUCGAACUAUAUACCAGAACGUUUACUUGUAUAUCUUCAAUAUACAAGGUAUCUGAAAUCAUUCCAGUUCAUUUAGUGUCGAAGAUUUGCAAGGCUUUAUCCUAGAGCUAGUUUUUAAGACAUAGCAAUGUAUUGCACCAAUCAUGAGGAUAUUUUUAUUGAUCUAAUAGACAUUUUGUAAAUUUUUAAAGGCUUUAAACUUUUGGACACGGA
This is a messenger RNA of Marchantia polymorpha subsp. ruderalis, 2452 nucleotides long. The record is from the annotation of a GenBank genome assembly. NCBI's taxonomy places the organism in Eukaryota, Viridiplantae, Streptophyta, Marchantiopsida, Marchantiales, Marchantiaceae.